GAUGAAUUUCAUCCCUUCAUCGAGGCACUUCUUCCUCACGUCCGUGCCAUUGCCUACACGUGGUUCAACCUCCAGGCCAGAAAACGCAAGUACUUCAAGAAGCAUGAGAAGCGGAUGUCCAAGGACGAGGAACGCGCGGUGAAGGACGAGCUUCUGAGCGAGAAGCCCGAAGUUAAGCAGAAAUGGGCAUCCAGGCUGCUGGCCAAGCUGCGUAAGGACAUCCGGCAGGAGUACCGGGAGGACUUUGUCCUCAGUGUGACGGGCAAGAAGCACCCGUGCUGUGUGCUAUCCAACCCGGACCAGAAGGGCAAGAUCCGCCGGAUUGACUGUUUGCGGCAGGCCGACAAAGUUUGGCGUCUGGACCUGGUGAUGGUCAUCCUCUUCAAAGGCAUCCCUCUGGAAAGUACAGAUGGCGAGCGCCUUGUCAAGUCUCCACAUUGCACCAACCCAGCACUUUGUGUCCAGCCACACCACAUAACAGUAUCGGUCAAGGAGCUGGACUUGUUUCUAGCAUACUAUGUCCAGGACCAAGACUCGCAGCAGUCAGGAAGUCCCAGUAACAAUGAGCCAGGCAAGAACCCUCUUCCAGUCUACUUGGAGGACAGCUUCAUCAAAUCAGGAGUCUUCAGUGUUGCAGAACUGGUGCGAGUGUCCAGAAUGCCCAUCACCCACGGUGCAGCAGUAAACUUCUCCAUGUCUGAUAUGCCCAGCCAACCCUACUACCACGACCUGAACUCCAGCAUGGGGCUGCAUCGCUCCCUGUCCUCCCCUCCCGGCAGCAAAAGGCCCAAAACUGUCAAUAUGGAGGAGAACAUGGACACUAGCCCAACAGGACCUGACUUCUACUCGUCACCCAGCUCACCAGCCAGCAGUCGGGCAAACUGGCACGAUAGAGAAGGAGACAUGUCCUCUCCUACCAUGAAGAAGCCAGAGAAGCCGCUGUUCAGCCCCACUUCUCCACAGGACUCCUCACCACGACUCAGCACUUUCCCUCAGCCUCAUCACCCCGGCCUAACAGGUGUAGGACACAGUGUUAUAUCGACAAGGAGCCCCCCUCCACACUCGCCCCUGCAGUUCUCAGCCUCGGCUAUCUUGCCCCCAGCGCCAUCGCCUUACUUCUCACACACCACCAUCCGCUACCCGCCCCACCUCAACCCUGCUGAUCCCCUCAAGAGCUACGUGCCGUCAUACGACCCGUCCAGCCCACAGAGCAGCCAGCCUAACAGCAGUGGUCAGGUAGUAGGAAAGGUUCCGGGCCACUUCACCCCAGUCCUGGCUCCCUCCCCACACCACAGCGCUGUGCGACCUGUCUCGCUCUCCAUGCCAGACACCAAGCCCAUCACCACAUCCACAGAAGGCUACUCAGCCCCUGGCACCCCGACGGCUAAUCGUUUUGUAGGCCUGAGCCCUAGAGAUCCCACCUUCCUCCACCAGCAACAGUCCUGGUACCUGGGCGAGCUUAGUUCCAUUCCAAGUGUCGAACGGGACUCCGAUUCUGCCAACAAAUGUCCACCAGAACUACAGCAUAAACAUCAUUGGUGAGCCCCUGGUCCCAGCUGAGACGGGGAACUGAACACACAGAGGCCGGAUGACCCCCAGGGUGAAUGGGUGGGUGGGGGUGUUGGUGGUGCAGAGCUAGCACUACAGGCGUCCGCAGCCAUGGAUGAAACCAGCAAAGCAGCACAAGCUGUAUAAUCGCCCUCCCCCCCCUGUCCUCCCCAAAUCCCAGUCUCGCCCCUUCCAUGUCCCUCCCCACUCCCAUCCCUCCCCAUGAUGGACCUUGGCCGUGAAGUGAAGACGAGGGUUGGUUCAGAGGAAAGAAAAAAAGAAAAAGCCCAGCCCAGCCCACACAUCCACCACCCACCAGUCAGUUGUUGUGUUUGCAAAACUUCAAUUCAAUCCAUUCAAAUACUGUGAUGUAUAGAUGCCUUAAUGUGUUAUUGCAUGACACUCUAGUCUGUUAGCGGCAGUUCCUACUAUUUUUCAUAGUUGGGGGAAGAUGGAAAAUCUUGAUUUACUCACACACAGACACUCACUCACGCACCCACACACACAUAUACACACACUCACCCACACACACACACAAGCGUGAAGAGGUCUGCGUAUCAACAACCUCUGCCUGGUGGAUGGCUCCGAGACUUUAAGCUCUUCAACUCAGACCUCUUGAAAAGAGGCUUUCCCAUGUCAAACGAUUCACUGUGUACACCAUAGGAACAAAAAAUUGUGAAUUCAGAGUGUGUCUUCUUCCGUUUGAUUUCAGUUUACUGUGAUAAGACUCUUUGUUCAUAAAAUAUGUUGACUUUGUUUAUUCUUUACUGCUACUUACUUCAAGAAUUAAUCUAAACACUUUCAGUAAGAGUUGAGAACUCUUAAUGCGGUUUUCAAAAAACACUAAAUGGCUUGAGAUUGGACCCCUCAUUAAAGAAUUUGCAACUCCUUUACAAAAGGAUUUAAAAAGACGGAGAAUAAGAAAAUCUCGAUAGAGGCAAGUGCAAUUGAAUUUUUGAAGGGAAGUUAUCAGUCUGUCAGCCCUAAGACUCUAAAGGAAGGGGGAUAAAUAUUAAAUUGUUUUAUGGGUAAAAUGUUUAAGGAAACAUUUCAAUUUGAUUUCAGUCAUAUAUCCGUCUCCUCACAUGAGAAAAACAUCAAGCGUAAAAGGCAUUUGAAGGCAAGCACUAAGCUACCUGUGCAGCGCUGAGCAAAACCAGCACUUCUUUUGAGCCCUUCC
Messenger RNA from Xiphias gladius (swordfish), 2728 nucleotides. Its product is annotated as nuclear factor 1 B-type-like. NCBI's taxonomy places the organism in Eukaryota, Metazoa, Chordata, Actinopteri, Istiophoriformes, Xiphiidae. Gene Ontology annotation, biological process: regulation of transcription by RNA polymerase II. The record is from RefSeq and is a predicted model, not a curated record. Gene Ontology annotation, cellular component: nucleus. Gene Ontology annotation, molecular function: RNA polymerase II cis-regulatory region sequence-specific DNA binding; DNA-binding transcription factor activity, RNA polymerase II-specific. Bases 115 to 1542 code for a protein of 475 amino acids. The transcript has 10 exons.